Eutrema salsugineum is the source of this 1513-nucleotide messenger RNA. Its product is annotated as dof zinc finger protein DOF3.6. Gene Ontology annotation, biological process: regulation of DNA-templated transcription. Lineage: Eukaryota; Viridiplantae; Streptophyta; Magnoliopsida; Brassicales; Brassicaceae. The record is from RefSeq and is a predicted model, not a curated record. Gene Ontology annotation, molecular function: DNA binding; DNA-binding transcription factor activity. The transcript is spliced from 2 exons. Bases 119 to 1189 code for a protein of 356 amino acids.
CUCUCCCCCCUCCCCUCUCUCUCUCUCUCUCUCUGAUUCAAUUCUUUCUUAUGUGAUGUGAUUUUUCACCAUAUCUGCAAACUCUUUCUAAGGCAUUAAUUUAAAGCCAAACUCAAAGAUGGUUUUUUCUUCUCUUCCAGUGAAUCAGUUCGAUUCACACAACUGGCAGCAGCAGCAAGGAAACACACAACAGCUAGAGCGUGUCACAACUGACCAGAACCCUAAUUUCAAUUUACCACAGUUCUCAUCACCGCCGGCUUCUCAGGCUGGCUCGAGCCAAGCCAGGGUGAAUUCAAUGGUGGAACGUGCUCGGAUCGCGAAAGUCCCAUUGCCUGAAGCAGCUUUGAAGUGUCCUAGAUGUGACUCCACCAAUACUAAGUUCUGUUACUUCAAUAACUACAACCUUACUCAGCCUCGGCAUUUCUGCAAGACAUGUCGCCGCUACUGGACACGUGGCGGUGCCCUGAGGAAUGUUCCUGUCGGAGGAGGCUUUCGGAGGAACAAGAGAAGCAAAUCCAACGGCUGUGGAAGAUCGAAAUCCACGGUCGUGGUUUCGGCUGAUAACACUAAUACUACUUCGUCGCUUUCUUCUCACCCAAGUUAUUCAAACCCUAGCAAGUUUCCUAGCUACGGCCAAAUCCCGGGUUAUAGUUCCAACUUACCAAUAUUGCCUCCUUUCCAAGGCGUUGGAGAUUACAAUUCAAGCAACAUUGGGUUGGAUUUUGGAGGAAUUCAGAUAAGCAACGUGAUGAGCGGGAUGAGUUCUAGUGGUGGGAUCUUAGAUCCAUGGAGAAUGUCUUCAUUGCAACAAGCUCAGCAAUUCCCUUUCUUGAUCAACACUACAGGUUUGGAGCAAUCUUCAAAUGUGUUGUAUCCACUACUACAAGGUAAUGAAAGUGUUAACCAAGCUAAUCCUCAACAAGAGAGUAGUAGUGAUUAUUCCAAUCAGCUACGCUCUAAACCCUUGAUGGAUAUGGCUUCAAGCGGGGAUGGGGCUGCACAACCGAGAAAUGUUAAGUCGGAAGAUAAUGAUCAGGAUCCAGAUACCUUGUCGAGAAACUUUUUGGGGAAUAUUAAAAUAAAUUCUGCGGGGAACGAUGAGUACACGCCAUGGGGAGGCAAUAGCAGCAUUAACAGUUCAUGGACCGGUUUCACCUCCAACAACUCAACAGGCCAUCUCUCAUUUUAAGUACUCAGCACGAUUUCUUGAUGAUUCUUUUGUUGGUUGGGUUGUACAUGGAUCGCUUGUCAUGGGGGUUAUAUAUAACUGAGGAGAGGUCAAACCAUGGAGCUAUUAUAUAUAUGAUCCAAGGGCUAAUUUUGGGGCUCAAGGAAAAUUAAGGUAUGGUUAUAAAACUAUCUUUUUAAUCUUCUAGAAGAUAUUCAAGGUGUGAGUAUGUUAAUUGGUAGGCUUCUGGUGAUAUUCAUGUUUUAUCAGAAUUUGGUGUUAUAUUGGCUAUAUUUAUAUAGAGGUGUGCGUUAUGUAUGAAUUAAGGAAUCGAUAAUGGAAACU